This is a messenger RNA of Staurois parvus, 342 nucleotides long. The record is from the annotation of a GenBank genome assembly. Lineage: Eukaryota; Metazoa; Chordata; Amphibia; Anura; Ranidae.
AUAAAAAUCAGCACGGAGGUGUCCCAUGGGGACGGGUGUAAGGAAGACGGGUUUGGUUCGGAGGUGAUUAAAGUUUACAUAUUCAAAGCAGAAGCGGACGAUGAUGUGGAAAUAGGGGGAACAGAGAUCGUGACGGAGAGCGAUUUUCAGAACGGACAUCCCGUCGCCGGCGUCCUGGAACAGAGCGGACUGGCACGAGUACCGCGGGAGAAGAUGGUGUACAUGGCCGUCAAAGAUUCCUCUCAGGAAGAUGACGAUAUUGGGUGUGCGGAGAUAGCCGAUGAAGUGUACAUGGAGGUGAUUGUGGGGGAGGAAGAGGCCACGUCACUCACAGACGCCCAG